This is a messenger RNA of Dicentrarchus labrax (European seabass), 3659 nucleotides long. RefSeq names its product calcium release activated channel regulator 2Ab (gene cracr2ab). Gene Ontology annotation, biological process: regulation of exocytosis; protein secretion; Golgi vesicle fusion to target membrane. Gene Ontology annotation, molecular function: calcium ion binding; GTP binding; GTPase activity. The transcript has 18 exons. Lineage: Eukaryota; Metazoa; Chordata; Actinopteri; Moronidae. Gene Ontology annotation, cellular component: trans-Golgi network transport vesicle; plasma membrane; synaptic vesicle. The coding region runs from base 466 to 2943 and encodes 825 amino acids. The record is from RefSeq and is a predicted model, not a curated record.
GCAUACUAUAAGCCCUCACAAAGAGAGUUCACCCUGCAACCCUCCCUCACUCAGAGCGGGGAGCAGCGUCAGGGCGCAGGCUGCAAAGCCUCAGGCCGCUUCCUCAUGACAUCACAUGGUUGCAGAAUGACUUCUCUAACAUUCAUCUGUGAGGCAAGACUUCCUAAACACAGCGCGCGGUCACCCCUCUGUUGAUACUUGGAGCGGAAAAAAAGGGCUUCACUCUCCUGUGCGUAUCAUUUGUGGAAGGACCAGUUUUGAGUGUAUGCAUGUUAUCAGCGAUCUCAUCAUCUGACGCUACUUCCUGUCUUUGUCGUCAUGGUGACUGUAAGAGCCCCAGAGCUCUUGGCUACAGGGCCAGCGAGGAGGACUGAUGUCUGAUCUCCACUCCUGACUGCUGCUGAAAUAUAUGCUACUUCACACACCACGCUGCACGAGUGUCCCUUUUAGACAAGAGUCCCAGACAUGGAGGAGGAAGGCAGGGUGAACGGCUUUGGACUGAGCCCAGGGAGGAGGGGCUCAGACUGGGGUCGAAUCGCCCUGCUGGAAAAGACCAAGGAGUUCUUCCGCACCUGCGAUGUGGAGGGCAAAGGCUUCAUUACCCGCACAGAUAUGAGGAGGCUCCACAGAGAGCUGCCUCUGUCUGCGGAGGAGCUGGAGGAUGUGUUUGACUCUCUGGAUACAGACCACACUGGUUACCUCACACUGGAGGCAUUCUCCUCUGGAUUCAGUCAGUUCCUGCACGGCCGGAGGAUCUCUGUGGCUGAAAAUCAGGUCCCCAGCCCCGUCUUUAGGGCCAAGGAAGCCCUUUAUCAGAGCCAAUGGGAGGCCAAGCUGUCAGCAGUGGAAGACGAAGAAGAGGGGCACUUCUGUAUGCUGCUGGAAAGCCUGGGGGCCAGUAAUGUGUUUGAGGAUCCAGGCGAGGUGCGCAGUCUUUGGGCCCAACUCAGGCGAGACGAGCCUCACCUCCUGUCCAAUUUUGAGGAGUUCCUGGCCAGGGUCACCCACCAGAUCAAAGAGGCCCACCAGGACAAGAAAGAGAUGGAGAGUGCCCUCCAGAGGAAAGCUGCGACGCACGACAGUGAGAUCCGUCAUUUGUAUGAAGAGAUGGAGGCGCAGAUCAAAAACGAGAAAGACAGAUUGCUACUGAAGGACUCUGAGCGCCUUCAGUUGCGCAGCCAUGACCUCGAGCACCAACUGUAUUCAAAGGAGAAAGAGCUGGACCUUCUCUUCCAGAAGCAGAAAAGGUUAGAGAACCAGUGCCACGAGCUGAGCAGCGAGAAGCAGGAGAGCCACGUGGAGAACGUCAAGCUGAAGAUGACCAACGACGAGCUGUCCCGAGCGCUGGAGAACACCAGCCAGGAGCUGGCACUGGCCCAGGAACAGCUGGGCAUGCUGCAGGAGCAGGCUGCCCGGCUCCACCAGGAGAAAGAGAUGGAAAUGUACAGAGUAACUGAGGGACUGCAGAGAGAGAAGCAAAGUCUCAUGAAGCAGCUCGACCUCCUCAGGGAGAUGAACAAACACUUAAAAGACGAGCGAGACAUAUGCUGCGGCGUACCUCGAACUUCACUCAGAAAGAAGCAGAAGCAGAGAGCGGGCCUCGCCAACAUAUUCGAUGACACCAGCCAACCGGCGAAAAGAGCCCCACUGUUGGUGGACGGGUCCUACCAGUCUCUGGAGGCCUUGCCGAUAGAGCACCUUCAAAUCGUGUUUGUUGCUUCCUCCUCCUGCAGUGAGGAUGACACCCCCACCACCAGCACCACCACCACCACCACCAACAACAACCCCUCCUCCACCACCUACUUCAGUGCCCCCGCAUGUCAACAACGCCCUGCAGCCAAGAAAAACUACGGAUUAGCCAAUGGUUACGCCAACCCUGCUCCGCCCAAAGCGCACGAUGUCAAGGCAAAGACCAAAAAAUCACCCGGCAAGAUGGCCACCGCUAAGAGGAUGACGGGGAAAGACAGAGUGAGAGCGAGGAAAGCGGAAAUUGAGCAGCAGGCCGGGGUAGAAGAGGAGGGCUUGGACGCCCCUCCGGACGGGUGGCCCCUCCGUCGAGUCAUCUCCAUCGAGGAGGACCACCUGGCCCACCUGCUCCAUGGAGGGCCUCAACCUUUGCUGCACCAGCUCAGUGAGGAGGAGGACGAAGUGGACGAUGAGGAGGAAGAGGAAGCUCAGAGUGAAGUUGAAACCAGUGUUGUCAUGGCUGCCACCCCACCCUUUAGUCACCCUCUAGUCCCUGUGGCGGGAGAAGCUCCUCCGGCAAGGAAAUCCCGCUUUACCCGUGCGAAAAAGACGCCUUUGUCUCCAAGAGGACAGCCUGUCGGGAAGGAGACCCAGCAAGCAAAAGAAGGAGCACUGUUUGUCCCAGACCGCCUGUUUAAAGUUGUGCUGAUUGGCAACUCGAGUGUAGGCAAGACAUCCCUGCUCCGCUCCUUCUGUGAGGGCCGUUUCCACCCUUCCACAACUGCUACUGUGGGUAUUGACUACAGUGUGAAGACACUAACCCUGGACAAUAUGCAGGUAGCCAUGCAGCUUUGGGACACAGCAGGUCAAGAGAGGUACCGCAGCAUAACCAAGCAGUUCUUUCGCAAGGCGGACGGUGUGGUGGUGAUGUACGACGUCACGGUGGAGGAGAGCUUCAAGGCCGUGCAACCCUGGCUCACCAAUGUCCAGGAAGCAGCGGGAGAAGGGAUCCCCAUCCUCCUUUUGGGCAACAAAAUGGACAUGGAUGGAGACAGGGAGGUGUCAUUCAAAGAAGCUGAGCAACUGGCCCAUGAAAACAAAGUGAUGUUCUUUGAGGUCAGCGCCUACACUGCCAAGAAUGUGACGGAGUCCCUGACACACCUGGCCAGAGUGUUAAUGGAUCAGGAGGACAAGGUGAGAGACACAACAGUCAUCCUCAGCGCUCAGCCGGUAAAGAAGAAAGCGUGCUGCAAGUGAAGUUUAUACUCAAUUUACUGAGUUCUUUUUGGACAUUGGAUUUGCAGUGUUUGAAGGCAACAAUGAAAUCAUUCUCGGACCUUAUCACAGAAUGAAAUUGUAUGACUUCAUUUUGUCCCCCCAAAAUGUACAACAUGUUCAAGUCGACAGGAAGGAGCGUGAGCAUAUAACCUACUGUCUUAAUGAACUUAAUUGAUGAGGUUCAGAGGAAGAGAUUGUCUAAAGGCAAAAAAUAAAAUGCUGCGUCGUUUUCUGUAAAUGUUGCCAAAUCACAGUAGUUCUCUCUAUAAGAUUUAAAAUUUGGACAUAUUCUGUAUUAUAAUGACUUUCAAGAGACAAAUCAUAAAUAUACUGUAGCUUUUUUCAUAACUUAAUGCUUUCCAGUUUUAAUUUCUCUGUAGUUGUCUGGGCUAGUAUAUGUUAAUGUAGUCAUAUUUAAUGUUGAAGCUAAAACUACAACAAAAUUAUUUGGAAUUCCUUAAAAUAGCUGUUUAAAUAAAAUAAAUAGUGAGAAAAUUCAGACGUAAUUCUUUAACAUUUUAUUCAUCAUCGUGUUCUUCUUUUUUUCAUAUUCUUUGUUUGUCUGUUCUCCAAAACAAAGUGUUACAUGACAUAUUGCAUCUGUGUUUGUUACUGAGGCAUCGUCCUGUUUUAUUCUGGCACCAAAGCACUGUUGCUCUGAAUAAUCCUCAAUUAAAGAAAUAAAUUACAUUUCA